GCGGGUGCCCGGGUGAUGUACGGGCCGCUGACGCCGCCUGUCCCCGCAGGUCCCGGCGAGCCCGCCGCCGCCGGCAGCCUGCCGCCGCUGGUGCGGGGCCCGGCGCGCUGCUGGCUGCGCUGCUCCGUGCCCCGCGUGCUGUGGGCCGGGCCGCAGCCGGCCGCCGUGGUGCGGCUGCGGUGGUGGGGCGAGAGCUCCGGCGGCACCGUGCUGCAGCCCGCCGGGCGGGCCGGGCAGCCCGCGGGCCGCACCUGCGCCCGCUUCGCCGUGCGCUGCGGGCCCCGGCAGCUCGCCGCUUACCUGGCAGAUAUGGGUGUUCUUGUCCUGGAGGUUCUAACCAAGCGUGACCACCUGCCCCUUGGCCGAGCACAGAUCACCAAGCUGUCCCAGCUGUCUCCCAGCCAUCCCAUCAAAGGCUCUUUUGCUGUGGUGUCACCAACAUCGGAUAAACUCGGAGAGCUGCAGGUGUCACUGGUUCUAGAGCCCCUGCCAGAGCUGUAUGACACCAGCAGCUGUGUGCCAGCCACACAAGGAGGUUCAGAUGCUGCUGCCCAGGGAAGCAGCAAGUGCCAGCUUCCUGCUCCAUGCCAGCAGCCCAGGCACACCCAGGUGACUGUUGAACAGGAGUCUGUUGACAGCAGCAAAGCCACAUCUCCUAGAGGAAAGGACCCUUUGCUGUACCACGAGAGCUCUGAAGACAGGAAGGACACCUUUCCUGCUCCUCAGCCCUGUGUGAUUUUGCCAGAUGAACACAUAAAAAUGAGCCCUGAGAGUCAGCCCCAGUCGUUCCCCACCGGCAGCGAUCCCGAAGCGCUUCCCAGACGGAGCACACGGGUGCUCUCCAGGCACAGCCCAGCUACCAAAGACCUGCUCUCAGCUCUCUUGGAUCAAGGCAGUAAACUCCGUGAUGCCAUGGUUGUUUCUGCAAUGAAGUCCAGCCCAGACAUGGAGAUUGAACUGAAUAAAAUAUCUCAUUUUAUAGAGAGAGGCAAUUUUCAAGCACCAACAAAGAGCCCAAAAGGCUUGAAGUCCAGUUUUGUGCCCCCUCCUGAAGAUCCCCAUCCCGUUGGAUCUGAAGUUUCAGGUCAGCAGUUUGACCUAAGCUCUGAAGAAAGAGCAAUCCAGUUACUGUUGGGCAGCGCUGACUUCUCCCCGGGGCAGCUUUGGGAUGGCACGGGCUCCCUGCAGGACUCCCUGUGGGACUCCCUCUCCCUGGGCAGCGAGGGGCAAGACAGUGAGCUGGGGGAUCCCCACUACGACCAGAGCCUGCUGGAGAAGCUCUUCUACACAGCUCCUAAAUCUGAUUCCAGUUUGAGCGAUUUCCUCAGUGACGAUGAUGUUAAAGCCUCAAAAAAAGCAUCCAAGACAGAAACUCUCAGAAAAGCUGGUCCAGUGAAUGCACAGAAGGAUUUUCAUGCCUUUGAUCAGAAUGUGACAGAAACUAAACCCAGCUGCUCUCCCACUGCUCCUCCAGAAGACCACAGAGAAAUGUCUCUUCUCAGAUCCUUGGGUGCAGACAGGUUGGCACUGCUGCAGCAAGUACACCUGGCCAGAGUCACCAUAGAGAGCCUGAAAAUCCCUCCUGAGAGCAUCCAGAUCUCCCCCAGGAGGAAAGGUUUGCUGGGGAAGCCUCCACGGCCCAUGUCUGUCCAUAAGUGCACCUUCUUUGUGGAGUACCACUUCCCUGUGAGAGUCUCCAAGGAUGAAAAGGGACAGGUCUCCAUAGCAACAGAAGCAAUUCGAGUAGCCUCAAGUAAAAUCACAGAUGGUGUGGUGAAGUUCCAGCAGCAGUCUGUGUUCCCUGUGUGGCUGGGGGGAAGGAUGAUGGAGCACUGGUGGGGCUCUGACCUGGCUUUUAAGGUCUACAUGAGAAAAAGCACACAGAAAAAGCCCGUGGCCAUUGGCUCAGCAGCACUUCAGCUCCGCAGGGUGAUUGAGGCUGAGCUGCUCAGUGUCAGCUGGGACAUACCUGUGGAAAAAGAGGGAGAUCACACACAAGUUGGGCCACUAAAGCUCUGCCUUGCCUUGCAGGUGUCCCUGCAGCUCGUGGCCAGCACCACUGCCAGGUCAGCUAGAGCCCCAGCUCAGGCCGUGGCAGGGGCCCAGCUGGGCCUGCAGGAGCCCAGCAGGAGCAGUGGAGAUGCAGGAAGCCCUCUCUGCUCCACAAGGAGCCCCGAGGAGGGCCAGGGGCCAGGAGCGGGCGGCAGGGAGGUGGCGCAGCCGCUGCGCCCCGCGCCAGCCCGGGAGGACUGGGGGGCACACAUCCCCCCAGCUGAGGAGGGGGGCUUGCUGCUGCACGUGCUCCUGAUGGUGCCUGAUGGGAAGGACUUCACUGCUGAAGGCUCUGGGCUGCCCAGCUCCUGCAACGUGUAUUUAAACUGCAAACUGCUCAGCACUGAGGAGGCAACGAGAUCCGCUGUCGUCUGGGGCACGAGACAGCCUGCCUUUAAUUUUUCUCAGGUGAUGCCUUUUUCACUCACCUCCAAACACUUGGAGCGGCUGAAGAACAAUGUCAUGAUUAUUGAAGCCUGGAACAAGCUGGGAAGCCCUGGCUCUGACAAAUUGCUGGGAUUAGUGAAACUCCCUCUGCAUCAGUUUUACAUCUCGUUCAAGGAUGCCAAGGUGUGCCAGCUGCUGCUGCAGGCUCGGUACCCGGUGGUGGCCGUGGACGGCCUGGUGCCCGUGGUGGACGUGUUCACGGGCAGCGCUCGCGGCAGCCUCCGGGUCACCCUGGCCAUGGGAUCUGCUGAGCAGGUGGUGGCCCUGCAGAGGCUCAAGGCUGAGCAGGGCGUGGUGCCUCCCGUCACGCUGCGGCCUCCCCCCUCCCUGGAGCACCCAGCUGCACAGCCCACACUGCAGUUGGACCCAGGAGGGGAGGAGCUGGUGGAGCAUGUGUUUGAGAUCCACGUGGAGAGUGUGAAGGGACUCACUCCCCUGCAGUCCACGGUCUGGGGAGAGGCUGACUGCUACAUCCAGUACCACUUCCCAGUUCAGGAGCCUGGCUGUGGUGCACUGCAAGGACCUGGAUUGCAUGAGGAUGGCAUCACAUUAAAGCCAUUUAGAACAGCUACCACUCUGUGUGUCCCUGAUCCCAUCUUUAAUGAUGAACAUCAUCAUUCCCUCUUGGUUCCUGCUGAUGUCCCAGUCCAGAGGCUCCUGGUCAGUGCAUUUAUGGCACCAGGAGCAGCAGGAGGAGGAAUCCAGUUUGAAGUCUGGUGCAGGUAUUAUUACCCAAAUGUCAGAGACCAGCUGGUUGCCAAAGGGGCCUUGCCUUUGUCACGGCUCUGUGCCAUGGUGACUCUGCAGCAUCGUGAAGAAAUAGGGAUUCAAACUUUUAACCUUCCUUUGGUCCCCCGGAGUGAUUCCUCUGAGGAAUUUCAUCUGCGGUCUUCAGGUUUGCUCGAUGUGAGUGUGAGGUACCAGCGAUCCCUGAAAACAGGAGCUGGAAUAACUGCUCAGGCCGUUUCUCUUUCUGUGCAAAUACACAAGGCAGCUGGUUUGCAGGCAGCAGCCAGGGCUGUGGCCCAGAAGAACCCCUCUGUGCAGUGCUCUGCAGGGCUGGGGGUGAACGCCUUCGUGCGCGUGCUGCCGUCCUUCCUGCCCCCGGCGCAGGCGCGCCGCACGCGGGCCGUGCCCUGCUCCUUCUGCCCAGAGUUUGGCCAUCACCUGCAGUUCCUCUGCCACCUCAUCACGCAGAAGAGCAGUGGAGAAGCCUCUUCUCUGGGGGAGCUCUUGCAGAGUGGCAGUAUUUUUUUCUCCAUCUACCACCAGAGCACCAAGUCAGCCACCAACCAAUUGGCUGACAGAACAUCCAGAGAUUAUCUUCUGGGGACAGUCACGAUCCCAACCAGAGACCUGCUGACAAGAAGAUCAGGUGUUUCAGGCUGGUUCCCAGUGACCCUCUCCGAGGAGCUGCUGCCCCCAGCCUGCAGCACCCCGCUGCAGGCCGUUGUGGGAGGGCUGGAGCUCUCCGUUGCCUUUGCCCAGCAGGGUGACAGGGAGCGUGUUCUGGAGGCUGCCCGGCUCCUGGGGUGGGGCAGCGAGGAGCUCCACGAGCACAGCCAGGACUGGGAGCAGAGUGCCAGCCCCGUGGCUGUCACCAUCUCCACGCCACGGGUGUGGCUGCCACUCCACUGCGUGCUGCUGGCAGGCCAGACACACCUGCACAGGAGCACUCACUGCUACCUCAGGUACAAACUGUACAACCAGGAGCCCACCUGGACGUGGCUGAGGCGGCCAGAACUGAGCGACGACGCAGAGAGUGUCACGGUGAGCUUCAGGAAACCCAGCAAGGUGACUCUCAGAAGGAGCCAGGGGCUGCUGUGGUUCUUCAGGGAGGAGAAGUUAGAAAUCCAGGUGUGGUGGGCGUAUGGCAAGGAGAAGGAGGUGGAAAGACCCCUUGACACAGAUCGUCUCAUUGGAUGUGCCUACGUCGACCUGGCAGCGUUGGCAGAGAGAUCCAGGGGAGCGCUGAGUGUUAGUGGCGUGUAUCCCUUGUUCAGGUGCAACGCUGCCGACCUGGCAGGAGCGGCCGUGCGCGUUCACGUCAGCCUCGGCCCCGCUCCCCCCGCCCUGCCCAGGGCUCCCUGUGCCGAGGAGGGCAGCAGCAGCAGCGAGGGUGGAGGCACGGGGGAAAGCCCUGCUCUGGGCCUGCAGGUCUCUGACAAACAGCAGGUGGAUGUUGAAAGUUCAGGGAUCACCCCUGGCCAGCCGCAGGAAGAAGAUGUGAUGUUUCUGGAAAACACAGUCGCUGUCAGCAUCCUUGUGGAGAGAGCAAUGCAUCUAAGUCUAAAAGGAAGUCCCUUGACAGAGCGUGAAGUGGCAGCCCCCAGCAGCUGUGUGUCGUUUGCUGUUGCUGGAGCAGAUGCUCCAGUCACCACCCCAGUGAUAGCAAAUACAGACUCACCAGUCUGGGACUUCCAGCAGCAAGCAAGAUUAUCCAAAGAGCUUCUCCUGGAUCCACAGCAAACCUUGGUCUUCAAGGUGUGGCAUAAAGCAGAGUCGGAGCGAGUGAUAGGAUUUGCAUCCGUGGACCUCUCUCCUCUGCUCUCUGGCUUCCAGCUGGUGUGUGGCUGGUACAACAUCACCGACUUCAGCGGGCAGUGCCGAGGGCAGGUCAAGGUGGCCGUGUCCCCUCUGCAGGACGUCGGUGCUCUGCGGGAGGAGAGGCAGGCCAGGGCCCGCCGCCCGCCGGGCAGCUCCUCGGUGAAGGUCAGCUUUUCAGCACGUCCUAGUAAUUCUGCAAACUUGUCCAAGCAGAUGUUGAACUCCUUGUCAAAGGAAGUCAGCGUUCCUGCUCAAGAGCAGGAGAGCUUCCCGGCUGGAUUUGGAAUCGAACAGGGGGCUGUUUCCAGCAGGGUGGGCACACAGCCCCCCCGGCACGAGGAGCACAUGCGGAACGUGCGCCGCUUCCACGAGUCCCUGCAGCGGGCCGAGGGCAGCAGGAGCGCGCGGCGGCUCCAGGGACCCCUGCAGGGGGAGGACGGGAACGGGAACGCCUGCCGUGCCAGCCGGGGGGACACGGCACCGGCCCCGCCGGCCUCGCGUGCGGCGCUGCUCACCGCGCUCAGAAAGAACUUGAGCGAGCUGGACGAGGUUCAAAGAUACUUCAGUGAGAAGCUGACCAGGUCUUUUCCUGACUUCAGCACAUCCAGACCAGGCCAUGGGGAGUGGGAGAGUGACCAUCAGGGCUCCCUGGGCAGAGAAGUGGAUCCCAAAGGCUGCCAUCUCUUGGAAAAAUCCAGUCAGUUGGUGUCUCAGGUCAGCAGCCUAAUCAAUGACUUGCAGACUAUAACUCAAAACAGCAAGGCAGCUUCUGAGGUGCAGCAGGAGGGCAGCAGGAAGCUGGGUGCCUUGGAUGUGCCCAGCUGGAAGGAGGGAGGAGGCAGCCCUGCAGCUCCUGAGGGCCAGCUGCAGCUGCCAGGUGUGCCCAGCAUUCCCGGUGACUCGCAGCAGCCGUGCCCUGCUGGCAGAGCCCUGUUUGGGAGACACCUGCUGCACCAGCUCCUGGGCCCCAUUGUCCCCGAGGAGGAGGAUCCAGUGGGUGUUGUCCAGGAAGAUGAAGGUGCUUUUGCCAUCCAGCCACACAGUGAGGAGGAGUAUGAAGAAGAUGUAAUAGAACCACGAGCUCUAAAUGAAAUAACCACCAUGACAGACGGGACGAGCCCCUGGUCCAGCGUGGUCUCUGAAACAGGGCAGGGGGCUGAGCUGCAGCCUCUGGAGGCCAGGCCUGCAGAGCAGCCCUCCAAAGUGGGGUGUUUCCAAGGGGGGAACAGCAGCACCUUGUCCAGCAUGCUGCAAGGGCACAGCCAGAGCCUGCUCAGCGCCCUGAGCCCACCCUUGAGCCCCCUCAUGGGUGGGAACAGCCCCUGGGGAGCAGCAGGAGACUUGCAGGGCUUCCCCAGCAGCACAGGAGCAGCAGCAGGAGAUUUCCAGGGCUUCCCCAGCAGCAUGGGAGCAGCAGCAGGAGAUUUCCAGGGCUUCCCCAGCAGCAUGGGAGCAGCAGCAGGAGAUUUCCAGGGCUUCCCCAGCAGCAUGGGAGCAGCAGCAGGAGAUUUCCAGGGCUUCCCCAGCAGCAUGGGAGCAGCAGCAGGAGAUUUCCAGGGCUUCCCCAGCAGCACAGGAGCAGCAGCAGGAGACUUGCAGGCCAUAAAGAAAAGUGUGGAGCUCCAUGCAGGCUCCAAGGAGCUGCUGCCAUCCCCAGGAGACACGGGUUUGACCGAUCAAAAAGCCACUGAGAGAGAGGAGGAGGAGGAUGCUGAGGCUGUAAAUGGAGAUCAUCAAGGCAAGGAAGGAAGUGGUUCUGAUGAGAACUGUGCUCAGAGUGUAUCAGCCCAAGCUGGCUCGGAAAGAAACAGUGAGAGCUUCCCUGAUGACAGCAGUGAGGACCCAGUGGAAGGCCCAGAAAACCCCAUCAAACAAAAAAUCACUUUAUCUGAUCCUGUGGUAGUUCCCAACUUCUUCCUUCCACCCCAGGAGAUGGAAGCCUCCAUGAGACUGCUCUGCACUUCUUCCUAUCCCUCCACUCCUCCAAAAGGCAGGAGUGGAGCAGUGCCUGGAGGGAUCCCCUACCGAAGAGCCGCUCGUCCCAGGCCCAGCCCCCAGCUCUCAGAGGAGGAGGCCAAGAGAAUCGCCAGGAUCUUCUCUGCUCAGCUCUCCAAGAAGGAAUAGUGCUGCCCAGAGACCCUGCACAGCACAGCUUCCUCAGCCAGGCAUGGGCAGAGCCCCCCUGGGAAGGGGAGGUGGAGGCCACAGCUUUCAGGCUCUGCUUUUAGUUUGCCUAAUUGGUUAGUUAAUUAAGUCCCCUGUUUACAAGGGCUUCAAGCCUGAGGUCACCCACAGGGAGCUGUGUCUUGUAGGGGCAGGUCCCCAGUGAGACCCACCCCUGUGGGUAACCCGUGACCUGCUAUCUGCUCUCCAAGCAGUCCAGUUUUAGGAUUUCUUCCUGUGAAAUGGCCCUUUCAAAAAUAGUUGGUGGGCAGCACAAUUCUCUGUUUCCUCAGGUGCCCAAAGUGCUUGUGUGAAAACAGGCCAAGGGGACCAUAAAAUCUGGUGGGUGUACAAAUGAGGGUGACUAGAAAGAUGAGACUUUUAUAUUUAUAUUUAAAUUAUUUUUGUACACCUUUCAGAGAACAGACUUUGAUGCCAGCAGAGCUCAGUUAUUUUUGUACUGCUCUCCCCAGUGUUUGUUUCAAUAAAAUUCCCUGGUUUCUUGUCA
This is a messenger RNA of Haemorhous mexicanus (house finch), 7717 nucleotides long. RefSeq names its product C2 domain containing 3 centriole elongation regulator (gene C2CD3). The transcript is spliced from 32 exons. Gene Ontology annotation, cellular component: centriolar satellite; centriole. NCBI's taxonomy places the organism in Eukaryota, Metazoa, Chordata, Aves, Passeriformes, Fringillidae. The record is from RefSeq and is a predicted model, not a curated record. The coding region runs from base 16 to 7170 and encodes 2384 amino acids. Gene Ontology annotation, biological process: centriole elongation; cilium assembly.